AUGCCUUCGAGGAAAGGUUAUAUAUAUAUAUAUACAAACAGUAGACAACCAGCAUCUCUAGACUUUAACAAUACUUAUCCCGCUGCCUAUCCUUCGGAACAACACUCACAACUUCAUCGGAACGGAAAACAAUACCAAUACCCCUGUAAUAAUAAUAUAAUGUUCAGAUCAUCCAUACUAAGAACCACUACAAGAAGACUUCUUUCCGUAAAACAUCAACCUUCCAUCGGGAAAUAUACGGGGAAACCAAACCCUUCCACGGGGAAGUACACCGUUUCAUUCAUUGAAGGUGACGGUAUCGGACCAGAAAUCUCCAACUCCGUGAAACAAAUCUUCUCCGCUGCUAAGGUCCCCAUUGAAUGGGAAACUUGUGACGUGACACCAUUGUUCAUCGAUGGGUUGACCACUAUCCCAGAACCUGCUGUCCAAUCCAUUAAUAAGAAUCUGGUCGCCUUGAAGGGCCCUCUAGCCACUCCAAUUGGUAAGGGUCACAGAUCUUUAAAUCUUACAUUGAGAAAAACUUUUGGUUUAUUUGCUAAUGUUCGUCCCGCUAGAUCAGUAAAGGGGUUUAAGACCACUUAUCCAAACGUCGAUCUUGUAUUGAUUAGAGAAAACACAGAAGGUGAAUAUUCUGGUAUUGAACAUGUCGUUACCCCCGGUGUUGUACAAUCCAUCAAAUUGAUCACUAGAGAAGCCUCUGAAAGAGUCAUUAGAUACGCAUUCGAAUAUUGUAGAGCCAUUGGAAGACCAAGAUUGGUCGUGGUGCAUAAAUCAACAAUUCAAAGAUUAUCAGAUGGGUUGUUUGUUAACGUUGCCAAGGAAUUAUCUAAGGAAUAUCCUGAUAUUCAAUUCGAAACUGAAUUGAUUGAUAAUACAGUAUUGAAAGUGGUUUCUAAUCCAAGCUCAUACACUGAUGCUGUAUCCGUAUGUCCAAAUUUGUACGGUGAUAUCUUGUCUGAUUUGAAUUCAGGUUUAAGUGCAGGUUCCCUAGGGUUGACUCCAUCAGGUAAUAUUGGUAAUGAAAUUUCCAUCUUUGAAGCUGUUCAUGGAUCUGCUCCAGAUAUUGCAGGUAAGAACAUGGCUAAUCCAACUGCAUUGUUGUUAUCCUCUGUAAUGAUGUUGAAUCAUAUGGGUUUAAGUAAACAUGCUGAUCAAAUUGAAAAUGCCGUCUUAUCCACCAUUGCCUCCGGUCCUGAAUCAAGAACUGGUGAUUUAGCUGGUACCGCAACAACAUCUACUUUCACUGAUGCAGUCAUUAAAAAAUUAUAA
Molecule: messenger RNA, 1269 nt
Organism: Naumovozyma castellii
Lineage: Eukaryota; Fungi; Ascomycota; Saccharomycetes; Saccharomycetales; Saccharomycetaceae
Gene: IDH2
Product: isocitrate dehydrogenase (NAD(+)) IDH2
Exons: 1
Coding region: 1-1269 (422 amino acids)
Source: RefSeq, a predicted model, not a curated record